AUGGGGGAGGGGGGGGGGGGGGGGGGGGCUCUGACUGAGGCUCUGACUGAGGCUCUGACAGAGCCUCAGUCAGAGCCUCAGUCAGAGCCUCAGUCAGAGCCUCCACUAGAGCCUCAGUCAGAGCCUCAGUCAGAGCCUCCACUAGAGCCUCAGUCAGAGCCUCAGUCAGAGCCUCAGUCAGAGCCUCCACUAGAGCCUCAGUCAGAGCCUCAGUCAGAGCCUCAGUCAGAGAGCCUCCACUAG
This is a messenger RNA of Knipowitschia caucasica, 243 nucleotides long. NCBI's taxonomy places the organism in Eukaryota, Metazoa, Chordata, Actinopteri, Gobiiformes, Gobiidae. The record is from the annotation of a GenBank genome assembly.